AUGGAAGGAAUUGGUGGAGGGAGUCCUAUGAAGGCAGAGGUUAUGGCCUUACUCAGAGGCAUUAAGCUUGUGUGGGAGCUAAACCUCCGUGUGAUUGUUUGUGAGGUUGAUUGUUUGGAGAUUGUUGAAACCUUGAAGGACAACCGUCAUCAGUUUCAUGAACUUGCUUCUGACUUUCGAGAGCUUGAGGAUCUUCUCCAUCGGGAUUGGAACAUCCAGCUGGAGCACAUCCCUAGGAGUGCUAAUGAAGUUGAUGACUGUCUUGUUGGAAUGGGGAUUGUGCAGCAAUGUGAUUACACGCGACUGGAGGACCUUCCCCCACCGCUUCAUCCCUUCUUAGCUAAGGAUGUGCUAGCUUUGUAG
Molecule: messenger RNA, 363 nt
Organism: Lotus japonicus
Lineage: Eukaryota; Viridiplantae; Streptophyta; Magnoliopsida; Fabales; Fabaceae
Exons: 1
Coding region: 1-363 (120 amino acids)
Molecular function (GO): nucleic acid binding; RNA-DNA hybrid ribonuclease activity
Source: RefSeq, a predicted model, not a curated record